Molecule: messenger RNA, 406 nt
Organism: Cyprinus carpio (common carp)
Lineage: Eukaryota; Metazoa; Chordata; Actinopteri; Cypriniformes; Cyprinidae
Gene: smkr1
Product: small lysine rich protein 1
Source: RefSeq, a predicted model, not a curated record
GCUGAAUGCAAAAUGAGUUUAAAAUCUAGGAAAGCAUUAACUUACAUGCAUUGAUUAGGGUCAGUUCAGUUUUUCUGGAACAAGUGUAUCCAAGCGUCUAACUAUUGUGUCAGUGGAAGGCACUGAAUAAUGCCUUCAGGUAGCAAAAAGUCAAGAUCUCAAAGUUCCAAGCCUGCAGCAAAGAGCAAAAGAAAGCGCUCUUCCAAGAAGAGGUCUGUCAGUGCCAAAUCCACUAAGACAGAUGUGGAUAUUCUGAGUCCAGCUGCCAUGGAGAACGUCUACUACAUCUCCCAUAAUGCAGUGGACUGCUUGGAGUUCAGAGGAUUUGGCUGGACUGGAGCCACCAAGAAGAAAGGAAAAAAGGGGAAAAAAAAAAAGAUCAAAAAAUGAAAACUAGAUUUGUGCC